This is a messenger RNA of Prosopis cineraria, 1301 nucleotides long. Its product is annotated as isoflavone 7-O-methyltransferase-like. Bases 60 to 1133 code for a protein of 357 amino acids. Gene Ontology annotation, molecular function: protein dimerization activity; O-methyltransferase activity; S-adenosylmethionine-dependent methyltransferase activity. NCBI's taxonomy places the organism in Eukaryota, Viridiplantae, Streptophyta, Magnoliopsida, Fabales, Fabaceae. The record is from RefSeq and is a predicted model, not a curated record. Gene Ontology annotation, biological process: methylation. The transcript has 2 exons.
UCUUUCAAGCUCAAACUGGAGAAAGAGCUCACCAAAAUCAAAGAAAUCACCAUAUAGUUAUGGAUUCCAUUGCAGCCAUCCCAGAAAGUGAGUACUUUAAAGCUGAAGCUCACUUGUACAGAUACAUUUAUAGCCACAUUAAUAGCACAGUUCUCAAGUGUGCUGUUCAGCUAGAUAUCCCAGACAUAAUCCACAGCCAUGGCCAGCCCAUCACUAUUCCUCAAUUGAUCUCUAAAUUAGAAGUUCACCCAACCAAAACUGGCUGUGUGGAGAGGCUUGUUCGCUUCUUGGUGCACAAUGGCUUCUUAUUAGAAACCAAAGUGAACAAUGAAGAAGACGAGGAAAGUGAGGCAUAUACUCUCACUCCUUCUUCUAAACUACUCGUCAAAGCCAUGGAACCAAACUUGGCACCAAUAGUAAGGUUGGUCGAGACUGGUUACAUGGCUACGUUUGAUUUUCUAGGAAGCUGGUUCAAAGGGAACGAUAAGACGAUAGCUGAGAUGGCCUUUGGGGUAAGCAUGUGGGAAAUGCUUGAACAUGAUCCUCUGAGAUUGAAGUCUUUCAAUGAAGCCAUGGCUAGUGAUUCACAGAUGAUCACCAAGGUACUUAAAGACUCUAAAUCAGUCUUCAAAGGAUUGGAAUCCAUAGUUGAUGUAGGAGGCGGCACAGGCACCACAUGCAGGAUCAUCUCUGAAGCAUAUCCUAAUAUGAAAUGCAUAGUGUUUGAUCUUCCACAAGUUGUUGAAAACUGUUCAGGAAGCAAAAACUUAAGUUUUGUUGGUGGUAGCAUGUUUAGAUCCAUCCCUUCUGCUGAUGCUGUUCUUAUAAAGUGGAUAUUACAUAAUUGGGAUGAUGAAAGUUCUUUGAAGAUACUGAACAACUGUAAGGAGGCAAUCACAAAGAAAGGAGAAGGAGGAAAAGUUAUAAUCAUUGACGCAGUGAUAAAGGAGAAGGACGAUGACGAUGGCAUGAUGCAAGUGAAACUCUUGUUUGACAUUUUGAUGAUGAGUACUCUGAACGGGAAAGAAAGAACUGAGAAGGAAUGGAAGAAGCUUCUAGAAGCUGCAGGCUUCAAACAUUACAAGACUGCUCCUCUUUCUGGUUUUAGGUCCAUCAUUGAAGCUUAUCCGUAAUCAUUAUCUGGUUUGGAACUUCUCGGAAGAAAUUUAUCCUUUUAAAAUUUUAUGUUUUUCUUUUAAGUACUUAUGUUGUUGUUGUAGUAAUUAGCCAAGCUUCAAUUACUGAUGGUGAUGAUGUGAGAUAUUCCCAAGUUUAAGGGAAAAAAAAUUUGCUCCAGUUCU